GUUCAGUCCUGGUUCGGUCCUGGUUUGGUCCUGGUUCGGUCCUGGUUUGGUCCUGGUUUGGUCCUGGUUCGGUCCUGGUUCGGUCCUGGUUCGGUCCUGGUUCAGUCCUGGUUUGGUCCUGGUUCGGUCCUGGUUCGGUCCUGGUUCGGUCCUGGUUUAGUCCUGGUUUGGUCCUGGUUCGGUCCUGGUUCGGUCCUGGUUCGGUCCUGGUUCAGUCCUGGUUCAGUCCUGGUUUGGUCCUGGUUCGGUCCUGGUUCGGUCCUGGUUCGGUCCUGGUUUAGUCCUGGUUUGGUCCUGGUUCUGUCCUGGUUCGGUCCUGGUUUGGUCCUGGUUUGGUCCUUGUUUAGUCCUGGUUUGGUCCUGGUUCAGUCCUGGUUCUGUCCUGGUUAUGGCUCUGGGAGCACUGGUCCUGGUCUGGUUCGUCUACACUUUGGGGCUCCUGGCAGAAGACAACAGCUCAGAGCCGCUCAGGCUGGUGGGAGGGGCCAGUCGCUGUGCUGGGACUGUGGAGGUGAAACACAGAGGAGAGUGGAGACGGGUGGAGCCCUUUGGAUUCUGGGUCCUGGAGCACACAGCUGCUGUGUGCAGAGACCUGGACUGUGGCUCUGUUGUUUUUGGAGAAGAGAAACGUGAUUUUCCACAGAGUCCAGUGUGGAGAGUCACAUCUGAAUGUGUGAAGGAGUCUGCAGUGAGAGAAUGUGUCUAUGAUUCAUCCUCCUCUUCCUCUUCCUCGGGUCUGGAGGUGAAGUGUUCAGACUUACUGAAUCGUCCGGUCAUCUCUCUGUCUGUGUCUGAUGGGGCUUCCCAGGCCCGGCCACAGGGGGUCCGGGUGCUGCUGGGGUCAAAGUUCAGGGUCGAAUGCUCUGUGGAGCCAAAGUACCCGGGAGGCUCCUUCCAGCUCCUCUCUCCCACUGCGCCCCUCGGUCAGAACCACACCCUGCCCGCUGUCAAUCACUCCGCACACUUCCUGUUCUCUGACACUGGCUCCGCCCACAAAGGAAACUACACCUGUGUUUACCACCUGCAUGUGUUCAACCACAACUUCUCCUCUCAGAGCCCCACCCUCCAGCUCUCUCUGGGAGCUCCAGUCUCAGACCUGAUCAUCAGAGUCCUGGUCAUUCUACUGUUGAAGCUCCUCUACAUCCUUCCAAUGUACUACUACUACUGCAAGGUCCGGGCCAGAGGGGGCGCUAGAGAGAGGACUUGAGUACCUUGAUUUGACCGUUUCAGAUGUGAGCUCCUGGAUGUUCGAUACAUUUAUGUAAAUACAGAGUGACCUAAAUCAUGUGAUUGUGUCUGUUAUGUUUAGUUAUACUCUAGGGUCAGUUACACUCUAGGGUCAGAUACACUCUAGGGUCAGUUACACUCUAAGGUCAGUUACACUCUAGGGUCAGAUACACUCUAGGGUCAGUUACACUUU
Messenger RNA from Periophthalmus magnuspinnatus, 1420 nucleotides. RefSeq lists its product as uncharacterized. The transcript has 6 exons. NCBI's taxonomy places the organism in Eukaryota, Metazoa, Chordata, Actinopteri, Gobiiformes, Gobiidae. The record is from RefSeq and is a predicted model, not a curated record. The coding region runs from base 389 to 1207 and encodes 272 amino acids. Gene Ontology annotation, cellular component: membrane.